Messenger RNA from Micropterus dolomieu (smallmouth bass), 2375 nucleotides. Its product is annotated as protection of telomeres protein 1-like. The record is from RefSeq and is a predicted model, not a curated record. The transcript has 17 exons. The coding region runs from base 46 to 2148 and encodes 700 amino acids. Gene Ontology annotation, cellular component: chromosome, telomeric region; nuclear telomere cap complex. NCBI's taxonomy places the organism in Eukaryota, Metazoa, Chordata, Actinopteri, Centrarchiformes, Centrarchidae. Gene Ontology annotation, molecular function: G-rich strand telomeric DNA binding; telomerase inhibitor activity. Gene Ontology annotation, biological process: regulation of telomere maintenance via telomerase; telomere capping.
UAUGUGAAGUAACUGCAUGAAUGAAUCGGUUUAUGGUCACUGUUCAUGUUUGCAGUAGUUGUUUAUUACUCUUCCUUGACACGGACGGUGACAGGUGGACCAACAGAGCAACAACUAGGACACCUUGAUGUAAUGCCUGUCCUUGUGCUGUCGGAGGGGGCGGGGCCCGGCGCCCAGGUACCAUCACACCUGACCAGGAUUCCCUUCUCGCUCAUCAGCACCAGCACCAACUACACCAACAAAACAGUCAAGGGGAAGGUGGUUCUUAAAGGGCCGCUGGUGUUUUUAGCAGCUGACAACUUCAUCCUGAAGACUGUCAUCCAAGAAGAAGAAUCUCAGCCGAGCGCCUCGUCUCAGAAGUUGUCCAUUAACGUCGUCCUGUUUGGAGCGCUGGCCAAGGACUUCAAUCAAGCUGUCAAUCAAGGGGAUGUGGUGGUGGCCUCUGGCUUCACUGUGGGCAAAUCUCCAACAUUUCAUAAGGAUAAACUGCACCCCUGUAACCUGCUGCUGUCAGAAGAUGACUCCUGCAUUUAUGUGUCCCGCCUGCCGCCUCCUCCUGACCCCAGAUCCCCACCGGCCAUCAAGAGGAGAUCUGCACUCUCCGCCGAGGUUUCCAGGACUACCAAGGUUCCGAAAUAUACGUACGUCCGACUGAGUGACCUGAAGGCUGGAUCUGUAGUCAACGUGUACGGAGUGGUGCUCUUCUUCAAACAGCCGUUUAAGAGCCGCGGCACAGACUUUUGCUCCAGCCUGAAGAUUACAGAUCAGUCCAACCAGAAGAUCUGCUGCACCGUGUUCUGUGAGAAGCUGGACGACCAUCCAAAAAUCUUUAAAAUCGGAGACAUCGUCCGCAUGCACAGAGUCAAGACUAAGUUCUUCAAUGACUCCAUCACGCUGAUCAACACCUUCGGUUUCUCUGUGGUGACAUUUGACGGAGCGGUGGGUGGGGCCGUGGAGCCGCGGACAUCCAGCCGCUCUUUCCACUUCGACCAGGAGGAUGUUCAGAUUGUGGAGGAGCUGCGAUCCUGGGCCGCCAGCCAGGCUCUCCUCCCCCCGGUUCCCAAAAUCCCUCUGUCUGCUGUUCAGCCCAGUGCUUACUUCGACCUGACCUGCCAGCUGCUGGCCAAAGCUCCCAUCGACACCACCUGCACCCUGCUGAGGGUGUGGGAUGGGACCAGGUGUCCUCACACUCUGCUGAAGGUCAUAGUUGAGCCGAACGUCACAGAGGGACCGUCCUCCUUCUCUACAGUGCGAGAGAACCUCAUCGCCAACAUCCUCGUCUACGACAACCACGUGGAGGUCGCCAGGCAGCUGAAGCCCGGGGCCUUCCUGAGGAUUUACAACCUACGAGCGAUCCCGGGAUCCAGUAAGGUUCCCGGCCUCACCAGCAGCCAGUCGGAGGAGGUGGAUCACCUGGCAUUUCACUUGCAUGGAGGGACGGCAUACGGCAGGGGGAUUCGGGUUCUUCCAGAAAACAGCCCAGAUGUGCAGGAGCUAAAGAGAGUCAUGGAGGCCGUACCAGACAAUGACAUGGACGACGAGCUGAACGACUCAGCGUUGUUGGAGAUCUGGAGCACGCCACCAGAGUACCUGGAAUUCUUUCUUGACCUUGACAAAAAUCUCACCACGAAGAGAAUAUUUUUUGCUGGGGGAGGAUUUUUGAUACAGAACAGCUACCAGUGGACUUGGUGGUUUGUGUUUCCUGGAAAUGCUGUCAAGACAAAGUGUAGGCAGUGCUCUGAGGCUGCAGUGAGGGAACCGUCUGCUGAAGGAGUCAAGCUGAUUGACGAGAAGAUCAUUGCAGAAGCUCUCGGCGUUCAGCUGCUGCAGUUCGUCCUGCUGAUGAAGCUCGAGCUGCAGGACGCCACCGACACGCUGGAUGUCUUCCUGUGGAGAGACGGCGAGUCUUUCUUCGGUGUGUCGGCAGAGGACAUUGCAGCCAAUCAGGAGGCUCAGAACAGCAUCUGUCAAACGAUGGACUCCCUCUGUCCACCGGGGGGCCGCACUGGUGAGCGUCCGUGGCUCGAUUUGUGUCUGACGGCGUACCGAGCAGAGGACAACGGGAGAAGGGACCAAACCUGCUAUCAGAUCUGCGACACCAUCAUCACCAAACACCCCUCCACACGGUCUGACCCCGACCCCGCCUGAACCACCUGGAGGUCAAAUGUCCUGCAGGGAGAAAAAAAGUUGUUGUAUUUUACGUACUUUUUGAUUUUUAUUCAUAUUUAUUGUAUAAAACUAAAUGUACAUACAGUGUUGUUCCAAAAUGUAUGAAUUUCAUAUGUGAAUGUGUUUUUAAAAUUUCUAUUGUUUCUUGUGCAGCUAACAGAUCCACCUUUUAAUGACUCGUUCAAAAUAAAAGAAAUUACUUUUAA